This is a messenger RNA of Letharia columbiana, 1917 nucleotides long. RefSeq lists its product as uncharacterized. The transcript has 2 exons. The coding region runs from base 1 to 1917 and encodes 638 amino acids. NCBI's taxonomy places the organism in Eukaryota, Fungi, Ascomycota, Lecanoromycetes, Lecanorales, Parmeliaceae. The record is from RefSeq and is a predicted model, not a curated record.
AUGUCGGCAGCAAGAGAAAUUCAUGCAAAUCGCGGGGAGAGCACCUCGCCCGGUCUGUCAUCUCCACCCUCGCCCAAUUCGCCAACACGGCAAACGGCAACACCAACACACUCUCAUAUUAAUGCUGCCUCGUUGCCCCCAAAUGUUCAGAUUGAAGGAAAUGAUGGAGGAGGAUUGAAAUCGGCAAAAUCCAUCGGCGCUAAAACUGCAGUUGCCCCUCUAAGGAAACCUCGCAAAAAGAGAGACCCUGAGAGCAAACCGGCAAGCGGCAACAACAAUAACAGCAACAGCAACAGCAACAGCAACAGCAACAACAACAACAAUGAAAAUGCAUCCACUGCCACUGAUGGUCAAGAACAAAUACCCAAAAAAACUCGUGCUGCCAGAGGUACUUCGGAACACUUCAAAAGAAGGCAACAGAAGCAGCUUGAGCAAAACCAGAGCGCAAGAGAAGCUGAGGCGCUGCAAGUCUCCCGCCAACUCAAAAUCACUGAGUCUCUUCCCCCCAGAUCCCCGCUCCCGCCAACAAAUAUUGGUGUUCCUGCUAUCCACCCCGCACACCAAAACGGAAAUAGUGAAGCUAUUCCCACAACCCAGAUUCAUUCUCACCAAAAUAUCCUGCCCACUACACGACCAGCGAGUGGCCAAAAUUACGAUCCAAUCAGAUCUUCUACUGUAGCGCCUCGCCCAAGCUCUCCAUUGGUAACAACACCUACGCCCCAGAGGCCUUACAAAUUUCCCAGCGCGAGUGCCUCGCCCUCCAUACAUAGUAUGAUCGAGCAAACAAGUACACCGCCUUUGUACUCGUACCCUCAGCCACCAAAACGCGAAAAUGACACCAGAGCAUCAUCGCCGCCUGAGCCAAAGCGACCGCGCUUAUCUCCACCUUUGCCUGUCACCACCCAACAGCCCGCCGGCCCUUCACCAAGAGAUACUGUCCCUGCAAUAUCGAAUACAUCAACUUCUAACACAAUCAUCGUAAUGGACAUCGACACAGAUGAGCCUAGCGCACCUGUCAACAAGACCAGCACCAACAUCAAGAAGCCAAGCCCGAAUGCAAACACCGCUGUCUCAUCUUCAUCCCAUUCACCCAAACCGGCUCGUCCCAAAGAGACCCAGGUUGCUAUCUCCUCAGGCAGCGGUCUUCUAUCUGGCUCAAUCUUCGGCGGUGGCAUUGACAGUACCGGACCAGAGAAGACUGCGCCAACAGUCGUUCUUAAUGUGCCUCUCACUGGCGAAAAUCAAUACGUCAAUUUCACUCGCUUGGCCGAAGAACGAUACGGCUUCAACGCGCUGCAUCCCCGCCUGGCAGCGCAGCGCGAACGACUUGCUCGAGUUGCUGCAGCGGGCGCUGCUCUCGAGAACGCCAAUAAGAGUGGUGGUAACUCCGGCUCGGGCGACGAAAUGUCUGUCGAUCUCUCCGACGGGGAAGCUGACAAUAGCAAUGUCGAAAUGGGAGGAGUGAAUGAUGGCGAGAGGAUCCAGAAAUCUGGGGAGGAGACUGGUGAAGGCGGUGUGGUGAAGAAGCCGAGGAAGAGGACGAUGAAGGAAGACAUGUACGACAAGGAAGAUGACUUCAUCGACGACACGGAGAUGAUUUGGGAGGAGCAAGCUGCUGCUAGUAAGGACGGAUUCUUCGUGUAUAGUGGUCCUUUGGUUCCUCCGGGACAAGAGCCUCAGGUUGAGAGGGCCGAUGGCCCACCAAAACGUGGUCGCGGUACUGGACGUGGGCGAGGAGGAGCUGCAAGAGGCGCUACGAGAGCAGCUGCGAACCCCAAAGACGGAGCGAAAGCGCCAGGGCGAAAGCCACGUGUUACCAAAGCGGCCAAAGAGCAAAUGGAGAGGGAGAAGGCUCAGAGAGAGAGCAGCCUGGCUGUCCUUGCAUCGAAGCCUGCGCUUACACUUGCUCCGGCUUGA